Messenger RNA from Clonostachys solani, 786 nucleotides. NCBI's taxonomy places the organism in Eukaryota, Fungi, Ascomycota, Sordariomycetes, Hypocreales, Bionectriaceae. The record is from the annotation of a GenBank genome assembly.
AUGGCCGAACAGGAACAAUCCUCCAGCUCAACCUUUCCCAAUCCUCCAUCCUUCUGGCAGGACUUCACCCCAGAGAACCUCACCCGCAUCGAACAGCUACGCAAGUCCUUUGCAGAGGCAAACCCCACCCGCGAUGUACCAAUACGCCUCUCAGACAUACCCGACUCUCUGAUAAACCUACAGCCGCCGGCUGAGCCCAAGGACGGAAAAUGGAGGGUCUUCGGAGAGCCCCUCUCGCUAGACGAUAAGCUCCAAACCCUCGAGGAGGGCGGCAUCACCAACCUCGCACCCACGCACCCCUCCCGGCAGGGCGACAACGCCACCCCCAGCUCCCUCGACCGCAGGGACGUCCCCCGCGCCGACCACGCCCUCGAGCUCAAGCGCCUCAUCAAGUCCCUGCUCCUCAACUUCCUCGAGCUCGCGGGCACCCUCUCCAUCAACCCGGGCGACGGCCUCGCCAAGGCCGAAGACCUCAACACCCUCCUCUUCAACAUCCACCACGCCCUCAACGAGUACCGCCCCCACCAGGCCCGCGAGUCCGCCGCCGAGCUCAUGCAGGAGCACCUCGACCGCACGAGGCGCGAGACCACCGCCGUCCGGUCCCAGGUCGAGAAGGCGAGGAGGGUGCUCGAGGGGCUGGGGAGCCUGACCAUCCCCGCCGAGGCCGUGCGGGGGGCCGCGGCGGCGGCGGGCGAGGACGCUGCGCAGGUGGCGGAGGAGCUGAAGGCGCUGGAUAAGAGGCGUGAUGCUGAGCUCUGGGCCGCGACGGAUGCUGCGUUUGCGUAG